AUGUGCGAAGAUGAUGAGAAUAUUACAUCAACGAUGGAGUCAGUGGAGGUUCCAUCAAUACUACCAUUGACUCAAAAGUAUAGAAUAUCAAACAAAAAGAAUGGAUUCAUCAAUGGAAGUCUUGUCAAUGUCUUCAACUCAAUCCAAGAAGCCUCGCUCAACAACACUGCAUUCACUCCCAACAUUGACAUACCCAUUGGUCACAUAUCACUUAGUGCUGCCACAUCACUUACUCAAUACAGUGGACUGUAUCUGUUUGUGAACAAUGUUGAUAUUGACCCUGCUUCGGGCUUCAUAUGCAAUCAUCUCAAUCAGAAGUUGCUUGAAUGUACUCUACAAUGCCCUCGUGCUGUGAUAUCUGAUCUCCUCUAUCUUCACUCAAUUGGCUAUGUUAAACUAUUCAUGAUCACAUGUGACACUAGCAACAACAACAACACUGGACUCAAUCUUUCAAUUCAAAUAUAUAUUACCAAUGAUGCAUUUGAACAAGUUGUAUCAUCGUCACAGUCAGAGGACAAACAGACGGACCAACAACAACAACAUGAGGAAUCAAUGAUAUUCCAGUACAAGUACAACAAGUGUAUCAAAACAUUGUUCAACUACUUCCUCAACAUCAAUGAUGUUGAUGGUGGUAAUGGUGAUGAUGCCGCCAUCAUCGAAGAGGACGAUGACAACAACACAUCACAGUCACUCAAUCAGAUUGGUACAUCAUCGUCAUCAGAUGACACUUCAUUCACAUUCCCCUAUCCAUCUCUGUUCUCAAGCAAUGACAACAACAACAACAACAACAACAACAGCAACAGUGGCACAACAUCAACUCCAUUUGUGUUCGACCCAAAGAUCAUUUAUAACAAGGUUGGACUGCGCCCUGGUGCACAGACAAUGCCCACAGACAUGUUUCAAGGCAAGGUGAUAUCAGAGCUCAAGCAGUAUCAGCUGCGGACAGUCAAGUGGAUGUAUGACAGGGAGAUCAAGCCCACCAUGACAAUCAACCGCGUAGGCUCGAAACUUCAUCCACUCUGGAAGUCAAUCUCAAUCAACAACAAGGAGUUCUGCUACAAUGAGUACGUUGGCCGACUGUCGCACGAGCCCAUCGUGUCAAACACAUCGUUGGAGGUGCCAGGUGGCAUCCUGGCGGACGAGCCAGGCAUUGGCAAGACUGUACAACUACUCACACUCUUGGUCGCCAAUGCCAAGAAAGACCCGGCACCGCGUGUCCUGAACGCGGGCACCAAGCCCAAGCUCGAAGUGAUGGACGUUGAGUUCAUCCCAACUCCUCCUCCCAUCAAGGAGUACGUCAACGAUGCCGGAGAGGUCGUGGCUUGCAAAUGUGGCAAAGAUGAGGAUUCGCACGACAAGGGCAUCUGGGUGCAAUGCACGACUUGCGCACGAUGGCAGAGUGUGGCAUGCGUGGGACGACAAUACCGCGUGACCAACGACCACUACUUCUGCACAUUCUGCACGGACGCCAAUCGAAAGAGGUACAAUGCGAUGGUUGCGGAAAAGGAGCAACUGAGGGAGGAGGAGGAACGCGAGAGGAUACAGAGCGAGCUGCGACCAAUGUGGUACCGCGACACACUUAUCGAGUCCAAGACCACGCUCAUCGUGACACCAACACCCAUCUACUCGCAAUGGCUGGACGAGAUCAAGAAACAUACGAACGGCCUCACCGUGCUAGAGUAUCACGGCAUCUACAAGGACAACGUUACGCCACACGAACUGGCUUCGUACGACAUUGUACUGACCACCUACGACGUGCUCUCUGGCGAACUGCAUUGCAUCAACCCUACACGCACACAGAACCGCCUUCGCUAUGUCCGCGUUGAGACGCCAAAGACUCCGCUUGCGUGUCUUGUGUGGUGGAGAAUAUGCUUGGACGAGGUGCAGAUGGUCGAGUCAACCAACUCCAAGUAUCUCCAGAUGGCUGUAUCUCUACAAUGUAGACAUCGCUGGGGCCUAUCAGGCACGCCCAUCCAGCGCGGACUCAGCGACCUCUUUGCCCUGGUCCAAUUCCUGCGCCUCACGCCAUUCUCUGAUCGCUUCUGGUGGAGUCACUGCAUCGAAUCAAAGUUCAAUCGUGGCGAUCGGGGCACCAUCGACUACCUCAUCGAACUUCUUCAGCAGCUCAUGGUGCGCACAACCAAGAGCAUGGUGGCGAACGAACUCAAAAUACCGCCACAAUACGAUCGCGACACCAAGUUGCUCACAUUCAGUGUCGUCGAGCGAUUGUACUAUCGACGCAAGGCUCAUGAGUGUUCGGAAGCAGCGCGCACACUCUUCAACAAGGUGUUCAGUCGCAACCCCAACGCGACCCACACCUCACCUCAGGUGAUCCAGAAGAUCCUGCAGCCACUGCUUGUCCUGAGACAGACGUGCCAGCAUCCGCAGGUUGGCAGUCGCGGCGUCCAGAGCAUCUCGAGGAACACCAUGACUAUGGACCAGUUGCUCGAGCGACUGAUUGAGAACGCAUCGCUCGAGUGCAAGAACGCCCAGAAGGAGCUGGUGCACACGAUCAACUGUCUGGCGGCAGGACACCUCAUCAAGGGCGAUCAUAACCUCGCUGCCACACUCUAUCGCGAGUCCUUAUCAAUGAUUGAGUCCAACACUCAGUACUUCAAACCCGAAUGGUACCAGCAGCUGCAUGUCUUACACAACCUGGACUACUUGGUCAAGCAGGGCAAGCUCACGGCCAGGGCGUUGCGCGAUGAUGACUUUGCCGCCGAGGCAGAGGCCAUCAAACUGGCGUAUCAAGAGCGAAAGAAGUCGCACAUGGUCAAGGACGACCUGGUAUUCAAGAAUGAGAAUGAGGCCACAGUGGAGCUGCUCAAGGAGUUUGACAGCAGCACGCGUGGACGUGAGUGGUGGACAGCGGCCAUUCAACUGAUCGUGGACAAGGGCCAGCGCGCAGACCUGAGCCAUCAGGACUGA
This is a messenger RNA of Acytostelium subglobosum LB1, 2928 nucleotides long. RefSeq lists its product as hypothetical. Lineage: Eukaryota; Evosea; Eumycetozoa; Acytosteliales; Acytosteliaceae. Gene Ontology annotation, cellular component: nucleus. Gene Ontology annotation, biological process: protein polyubiquitination; DNA damage response. The transcript has 3 exons. Gene Ontology annotation, molecular function: ubiquitin protein ligase activity; ATP-dependent chromatin remodeler activity; ATP binding. Bases 1 to 2928 code for a protein of 975 amino acids. The record is from RefSeq and is a predicted model, not a curated record.